CGCAAAGCUUGUGGUUGGUCAUAACAAGGACCUGAAUUAUUGACUUGGAAUAAUUUGUUCCUAAAUUUGUAGAAACUGCAGCAAUGCUGUUCCGUAGAGCUAUAGCGAACCUGAAGAGGUACCAUGGUGUCAUCCCCCAGAUCACCUUCAUCUGUUUGGGAUUGGGGGGAGCCUUUCUAUAUCUGAUCCGCUUGGCCAAAGGACCCUAUGUUGUCUGGGACAAGACCAAUAACCCUGAGCCAUGGAGUAAACUCGACCCCACAUACCAGUACAAGUUUCUGGCCGUUGAGACCGACUACAAAAAUCUGAAGAAGGAGGGACCCAAGUUCUAAAUCUCACAAACCAGAGUGAGAAAAUCACAGAAAGUCCUGAUCUAUGGUCCAGAUUCAUUUUCUGCUCCCUCCUUACUGCCCGGGGCAGAUCUAGAAAAUUUUGAAUGGGGUGGCCAGGCUGGGGCACAGACUGAGAGAGGGGUGGCACAUUUGAAAUACAUGUAAAAAGUAAAUGAAUCCAUAGUUCUAUGAAAUAAUCGACCAUACAUUUUUAAGAAUCAAUGUGAAAAUAAGACAGUGUUAUUGUUAGCUAACUUUGGCUGUGGUCCUUAUUUACCCCAGCCCACACCGUACUCCACACUAACACAGACAA
Molecule: messenger RNA, 645 nt
Organism: Monopterus albus (swamp eel)
Lineage: Eukaryota; Metazoa; Chordata; Actinopteri; Synbranchiformes; Synbranchidae
Gene: ndufa4l2a
Product: NDUFA4 mitochondrial complex associated like 2a
Exons: 4
Coding region: 84-332 (82 amino acids)
Cellular component (GO): respiratory chain complex IV
Source: RefSeq, a predicted model, not a curated record